Molecule: messenger RNA, 1931 nt
Organism: Nicotiana tabacum (common tobacco)
Lineage: Eukaryota; Viridiplantae; Streptophyta; Magnoliopsida; Solanales; Solanaceae
Source: RefSeq, a predicted model, not a curated record
GAAAAUAUCGAGAAGCUUCAUUUCUCUCUCUCUCUGAGUUCAUCUUUGUUCUUCAAUCCUUCUUCUCAAUUCAGCAAUCUAACAUGGUAUCAGAGUUGUGGUUGACUGAUUCAGAGCUAUGAUUGAAUGAUUCUAGGGAUUUUUCAUGGAAUUGAAGAAAAGUCGAGAGAAUUUGUUCAAUUUUUUAUCGUUUUUUGCUGAACCCUAAUUCUGUGUGAGCGAUGGCGAUUGGGGAAGAUUUGAACAGUUCUGAGCUCGGCGGAGCCAUCGUGAACAUCGGCGUUGGUAUCACGACUGGAGGAGGAACAAUGAAUCUCUAUCACAAUCAUCCACUUUACCUACAUCCAUGUGAUGGACCAGGAUCGAUGUCCGUCGGACUGCUGCUGAUAGGAAUGGAAAACUACACAAUCUGGAGUCGCGUGAUGAAAGUCGCAUUAUUAGAAAAAAAUAAACUCUGUCUCGUUGAUGGAUCCACAUGCAAAGCUGAUUUGGUGUGGAAUUGGGGAAUCAAUGGGAGAGAUGUAAUGCCAUUGUUACUUCAUGGCCAAUGAGUAAUGUGAGCAAGGAAUUACACACUUGUGUAUUGUUUUCUUCGAAUGCACAGACGGUUUGGGCUGAAUUGAGAGAAAGGUUUGACAAGGUAAAUGCGUCGAGACUCUACUAUUUACAUAAGGAAAUUUUCAUAUCACUGCAGGGAUCAUCCUCCGUGUCCGUAUAUUUUACAAAGUUGAAGGAUUUGUGGGCAGAGUAUGAUUCAAUCCUCCCACCACCAUCUUCCAAAGAGUAUGUUGAUCAUUAGAAUUUCAACUUCUAUUGCAAUUUUUAAUGGGUCUAAAUGAUAGUUUUGAGAAAGCUAGAGGACAGAUCCUAUUAAUGCCUAAUGUUCCAACCAUUAAUCAAGCAUAUGCAAUGGUUAUUCAAGAUGAAAGUAGGAGAUCGAUUGGGAGCAACUUUGGGAAUUCUGGAUACAAUGAGCCAACAUCUAUGUUUACAGCUCAUUCAUGCAAUAAGCCAAGGAGGACCUAUAAUCUGGAAUGUUAGUUUUGCCACCAGAAAGGGCAUACCAAGGAAGGUUGUUACAAGCUAAUGAAAUGUGAUCAUUGCGGCAAAACAGGACACUUAAAGGAAAAUUGUUAUCAGUUCAUUGGUUAUCCGAUAGAUUUCAAGGCCAAACGCAAAGCAACUGUAGCUCAACUGGAGGGAAAUAGAAUGCCUGCAAACACACCUGCAAGACCUACUCCACUGCCUGCAGCACCUACUCAAAUGUUUACUCAGGAACAAGUUGCACAAAUUUUGCAAACACUGAACAGAACAAUUAUUGGGAAUGAUGCCAGUGCACACAUGGCAGAAAUCCUCUCCCAAUAUCAGGACAAUUCACCAAUGUGCUGUGGUGAUAAUACCAAUUUUUGUCUAGAAGAGCCAGCAACAACCAGGAAGCAGCGAGCCAAGAUAGGGGCACCUUAGCAACAAACUUGAGUUCCUCUCUGAAUCUUCAAGAGAACUCAACAAAUCGAACAAGAAUUAUUAACUUCAUCAUUUGGAGCUAUCACGGUGCUAAUAGCCCCGGCUUUAGAAGGAAAUUUUGAGACCAGGUUGUACGACCAUGACAUAGUUAUGUCUGGUUUCAACUUCACAAACUUAAUCUAAGUGAAGCAAAUAGAUUAUCUGGUAAUAUACAAGUGCUGUGGAACAACGAAGAAAUCCAAAUCCACCUCGAGUAAUUUGGACCAAUGAAGUUGAUGCAGCUGAAAAUUUGGAGGCCAACCUGUGAAUGGUAACAAACUUAACAACUUUAAGUAGUGUUUGAUUAUUGUAGUAUGGCACAUUUGUGGUAUAGAGGGAGUAAGUUCACUUGGACUGACAAAAAGAAGAAACUCAAACUAACCUAAUCCUUGAAAGAUUGAAUCGAUGCCUUGCCAACUAUAUUUGAA